Messenger RNA from Thamnophis sirtalis, 1590 nucleotides. The record is from RefSeq and is a predicted model, not a curated record. NCBI's taxonomy places the organism in Eukaryota, Metazoa, Chordata, Lepidosauria, Squamata, Natricidae.
UUUCACAGUUUUAUAUAAACAAAGCUAAUUUCAGUAUGCUGAAAAGGAAACAAAGUUCUAGGGUAGAAGCCCAGCCUGUAACAGAUUUUGGUCCUGAUGAAUCCUUAUCAGACAACGCGGAUAUCCUGUGGGUUAACAAACCAUGGGUGCAUUCUUUACUGCGCAUCUGUGCCAUUAUCAGUGUCAUUUCGGUGUGCAUGAAUACCCCAAAGACCUUUGAGCAUUAUCCUCCCCUGCAGUAUGUGACAUUUGCUCUUGAUACGUUGCUGAUGUUUCUCUACACGGCAGAGAUGAUAGCAAAAAUGCACAUCCGUGGCAUAGUCAAGGGGGAUAGCUCCUAUGUGAAGGACCGCUGGUGCGUAUUUGAUGGAUUCAUGGUAUUUUGUCUGUGGGUGUCCUUAGUUUUACAGGUUUUUGAAAUCUCUGAUAUAGUGGAUCAAAUGUCUCCUUGGGGCAUGCUAAGGAUUCCACGGCCGCUUAUUAUGAUUCGAGCAUUCCGAAUUUAUUUCCGCUUUGAAUUACCAAGAACCAGGAUAACCAAUAUUUUAAAGAACAAGCAUAUUUACUGUUUAUGAAGCUGCAUCUCAGGAAGGUUGGGUCUUUCUGAUGUACAGAGCAAUCGACAGUUUCCCCCGAUGGCGUUCUUAUUUCUAUUUCAUCACCUUAAUUUUCUUCCUUGCCUGGCUUGUUAAGAACGUGUUUAUUGCUGUCAUCAUUGAAACAUUUGCUGAAAUCCGUGUGCAGUUUCAACAGAUGUGGGGGUCCAGAAGCAGUACAACUUCAACCGCAACUACUCAGAUGUUUCAUGAAGAUGCUACAGGAGGAUGGCAGCUGGUAGAUGUUGAUGUGAAUAAGCCUCAAGGAAGAGCACCAGCAUGUCUGCAGAGAAUGAUGAGAUCCUCAAUUUUCCAUAUGUUUAUCCUGAGCAUGGUAGCCGUGGAUGUCAUUGUUGCUGCUAGCAAUUAUUACAAGGGGGAAACUUUCAAGAGCCAGUAUGAUGAGUUCUACCUUGCAGAGGUGGCCUUUACAGUCCUCUUUGAUCUGGAAGCUCUCCUAAAGAUCUGGGGCCUGGGAUUUACUGGAUACAUCAGUUCAUCUCUUCAUAAAUUUGAACUGCUGCUGGUUAUUGGAACUACUCUUCACAUUUAUCCUGUCCUCUACCAUUCACAGUUUACGUACUUUCAGGUACUUAGAGUUGUUCGACUUAUCAAGAUUUCUCCUGCCCUGGAAGAUUUUGUGUACAAGAUUUUUGGACCUGGAAAAAAGCUUGGGAGUUUAGUUGUAUUUACUGCCAGUCUAUUAAUUGUAAUGUCAGCCAUCAGUUUGCAAAUGUUCUGUUUCGUGGAAGAACUGGACAGAUUUACCACAUUUCCAAGAGCUUUCAUGUCAAUGUUUCAAAUUCUGACACAGGAAGGAUGGGUGGAUGUCAUGGAUCAGACUCUCAAUGCUGUGGGUCACAUGUGGGCACCAGUUGUUGCUAUUUACUUUAUUUUAUAUCAUCUUUUUGCUACCCUGAUUCUGCUGAGCUUGUUCGUUGCUGUUAUUCUAGACAACCUGGAACUUGAUGAAGAUUUAAAGAAACUUAAACAA